GAUUAUAAUGUGGAUUUCGAAUCGGACGUAAGAUGUUGCAGUCCAAAACACUUUGAAAAUCUUUUGGAUUUUUAUCGUCCAUCUCAAUCGCAAAAGUAUUCAUCACGUAAGAAUAGGACCAUAGAAUUCCGAUCAAGAGUUUCCUUUCAUCCUUUGUGUACUGCACGCGCGGUUGCACCUUACGGUUGGUUGGGAGUGGAAGAACGCGAGAUCACGAUUCUCGAACUUUGUUCAAUUCCCAAAAUCGGCAAUGUCGUACAAACAUACUCAGAAGAAGCUGCCCGAUAUUUCGUGAAUUAG
This is a messenger RNA of Acaulospora morrowiae, 300 nucleotides long. The record is from the annotation of a GenBank genome assembly. NCBI's taxonomy places the organism in Eukaryota, Fungi, Glomeromycota, Glomeromycetes, Diversisporales, Acaulosporaceae.